AGGCGCAUCACUCGGCAUCACUGGGCAAACAAAUCCGAGGAAGACCAACUGGCGCGUGCAUCUGCCCAACUUCUAGCUGAAGAUACGUUCGGCAUUCUACGAAUUUGAGUGACAUGCGCACUCAGAUUCUUGAAGCUGGCCGUCUGCAAUGGACGAGGAGGCGGAUCUCUGCUGUGUCAUCAGUUUUUCCCAAGAAGUGAAAUUGUCCAAUUUAUCAGGUUGGUCUUCAUCUCCGGCGAGGGAGAGGGAGAGGGAGAACGAGAGUGUGCCUUCGGCUGACGUGGGAGGAGAAUCGCAGCUCAAUGGGCGCCAAGUGGAUGCCAAUCAACCGUCCACGUGUCGGCACGUGGAUGCCGAUCAACCGUCCACGUCGCGCCACGUGGACGCAGAUCAACCGUCCACGUCGCGCCACGUGGACGCAGAUCAACAGCCUUCUGCUGCAGUGGUGGAGGGUGGUGCUCAUUUAGAACCCGAAGUGAACUCUGACGUGCGCGUAGAGACGUUUGAGGGUCAGAGAGGGCAAGCUUUGCCAUUGAUUCAGGAUGGAGGAGGAGGAGGAGGAGGAGGAGGGGGUGAAGGGAGGGUUCGAUCUGAUCUGCUUGGGAGGCAAGAUGUGCAGUCGGAUGAGACGAGGUUAGCUGUCCCAGGAGCACCAGAUGGAAGAGGAGGGGGAGGAGGAGAGGGCAGAAGAGGGGAAAUGGAGGGGGAAGAAGGAGAGAGGGGAGGGGAAGUGGAGGGGGGAGGAGGAGAGGGAGGGAGGGAAGUGGGGGGGGAAGGAGAAAGUGGCCAAGAGAGACGAAGAGAAGUAGCAGGGGUAGGAGUGGGAGAAGCACGAGUAGGUGUGGAGGUCGUGGAGCCUCAGAGAAGUUUAGCUGGGUCGACGGAUGGAGAAGCGAUCGGGAUCGGGGCCGGUGAUGUAGCGAACAAGGCGACGGGGGCAGACCGGGCGGACACGGUAGAAAAAGGACGGGAUCGGGAUGGGGAGCUGGCCCCUUCGACGUCAAAGGAUGGAGGCUUGGAUGGACAUCUUUUUGAAACGAGUGCCCCCGGUGUCAAGGAAAGGAUGUCAUGUCCAGAGGACAGACGAGAAGCAAUGGAGGGGGGAGGAGGCGCAGUGGCGCGCAUUGCCGAUGGACAUGGAGGCUUGGAUGGACAUCUUUUUGAUACGAGUGCCCCCGGUGUCAAGGAGAGGAUGUCGUGUCAAGAGCACAGACAUGAAGCAGUGGAGGGGGGAGGAGGAGGAGGAGGAGGAGGAGGAGGAGGAGGCGCAGUGGCGCGCAUUGCCGAUGGCGCACAUGGCUCAGCGCGGGAACUUGUUGAUCAAUCCAGAGGAGCAGCGGCGGCGUCUGAAGAAGAAGAAGACGACGACGAAGAAGCAAGGGGAAGGGGAAACUUUGGCGGGGGAUCGGUUUGGCGGGAAAGCGAGGUUGAUGAAAUUUGGCGGGAAAGGGACCGUGACGAAAUAUGGCGGGACAGGGAGCUUGAUGAAAUAUGGCGGGAAAGCGAGUGUGACUUGGCGGCGCGCCAGUCAUCUGAGAUUGGUGGGAAAGACGCAAGGCCGAUGAUGAUUACGACAGCGUGUCCCGAUCCCGCUUCCUGUGCUAAUCCGUCUGCUGUCGAGGCCGCAGACCCGGAUCCUCCGCCGCCGCCCUCUCAUCUUGUGCCACGUGUACUCAGCGUGGCCAUGGCGAUGGUGGCGGUCGAAUCGGCGGGAAAAUGCGCGGGAAUACGAGAUGCUGACGUGGCUUUCGAUAUUCGCGCGCAUUUGGACGCGCGCUCUGGUGUAGUAGGCUCAGCCACCUCGUGGCCAUGGAGCGGUCAUCAAUCAACGUGUGCUGCUGCUGACGUGGACCAACGUGGAUGUGCUGAAGCAGCAGCAGGUAUUGCUUCUUUCCAAUCUGCCCUUCCUUCAUCAUCAGCUUGCAGAUCAUCAUCAUCGGGACAGCUGCGUGACGACGGUCACGCGGCAACCACCACCACCGAACUCGGUCAUCCUUCAGCUGAUGUGCGAGGAGGAAAUGCUGCUGACGUGGACGUGCAUAUGCCGUCCGCAGCCGCAAGAAACGCCAACGACACGUCAGCUGCCAACGAGUCCCGGCCGCAUUUUUUCACUCGCAGAUCUCGACCUGUAUUAUUUGAUCUCAAUGUCGCGACGACCGCAUCCGGCGAUCUUCAAGCCGAUGACGGCGUGGCGAUUGCAGAUGCUGCUGACGUGGACGUCGAGAGCCCGAUGGUACGAGCCGACAACGCGGUCGCAGAUCCCGACCGGCCUUCGAGCUGCAGACCGAUCUUUGAUCUCAAUUUGGCAACCACGGCAUUUGAAGAUGCUGCUGGCCAAGGAGAUGAUGACACGUCAGCGGGUGGUGACGUGGCGACCAUGGAGGAACUGGACACGUCAGCAGCCGCCGCCACGGUGGACAUGGAGCGAGAACGGGUGGACACGUCAGUGGCGCAGAAGAGGGACACGUCGUCUGCUGACAUGGUGGUGACGAGCGUGGAGGUAGCGAAAGCUGACACGUCAGCAGCCGCCGCGAUGAACACGGAGCGAGAACAUGGAGCUGACACGUCAGCUGCUGACGUGGCGAGCAGCGAGGCAGAGAAGAAGGCGGACACGUCAGCUGCCGACGUGGCGGCCAUGCAGGCGAAGAAGAUAGGAGGCGCAGCAGCUGCCGACGGGGUGAGCAUGGAGGUGGGAAAAAAAAUCGGCACGUCAGCUUCUGCGAUGAUGAGCAUGAUGGAGCAGGAGAAAGCCGACACGUCAGCUGCCAUGUCGGCGGUGAGCAUGGAGAUGGAGGUAGAGAGGGUGGACACGUCAGCUGCUGCCGAUGCGGCGAGCGUGGAGGCAGAGAAGGCUGACACGUCCACUGCCAACGUGGUGAGGGUGAGCAUGAGGUCGCAGAAGGCCGACACGUCAGCAGAUGCAGAUGCAGUAGUGAGCAGGGAGGCAGAGAAGGCGGACACGUCAGCUGCCGACGUGGUCAUCAGGGAGGCAGAGAAGUUAGCAGCUGGAGCUUCAUCUCUACCGGAGCUACCGAGGGAGCUCUCCACCCCAGCGCAAGUGCCACUGGGACACGUGGCACUGGAUGAUGACUUGGCAAUGACUGACGUGGCAGUAAAUGACGCGCCGAGGGUAAAUCUCAUAUUUGGUAAGGCAUCAUCAUCGCGUGACUUGGGAGGACAUGCUGCUGGAGCAGUGGAAGUCGACGACUCCGGAUGUGAAGGGCGUGAGGGGGGAACCAUCACCUCCUCCUCCCCUUUUAUCUACCCGAGACCAGCGGUUGAUCACCAGUUAACAGCUCGACGGGCGUCGAGGAACGCAUCUCGCAACCCCAUCGAACCAGGGUUCAAACCUGGUACCAAAGCUGGUACCAAAGCUGAGGACCAUAACAGUGAUGCCGACUUUCCUUCCUUUUCUGCUGCCAACGGAUGCCCAGAUUUCCUGAGAGCUUGGUUGCGAUGGGGUGCAGCUAGAAAAACGUAUGAUUAUGAUGACUAUAAGGAGGAUGAAGACGCCGAGGAGAAGGAGAAGGAGGAGGAGGAGGAGGAGGAGGAGGAGGAGAGGGAGGAAGGAGGAGAGGGAGCAUACUUGUUGCUGUCCUUAACCGGUCGAAGGGAGGGUUUAGUGCAUAGCCCACUACCGUUCCUUGCCAAUGGGUGCCCAGAUUUCUUGACAGCAAUGCUGAGUAAUCGAAAACUAGCGGCGGCAGAUAACAGUUGCCUUGUUGAGGAGGAGGAGGAGGAGGAGGAGGAGGAGGAGGAGGAGAAAGGAAAGAAAAUGGAGGAGGAGAAAGAUGGAGAAAGAGAGGAAACACAGGAGGAGGAGAAAGAAGGGAAGGAAGGCAAAGAGUUGGAAGAGAAAGAAGAGAAGCAAGAUGAUAACGAGGAAGAGGAGAAAAAGGAGGAGAAAAAGGAGGAGGAGGAAGAGGAGGAAGAGGAGGAGGAAGAGAAGGAAUGGACGGAGUCUAAGUUGAGCGGGGAAGGCAAAUCAGUCAAUGAGCUUCUGUCCAGAAGACACAGUGCAAGACUCUUGUUUAAGAAGGAUGCACAAGUGGUCAAGCCUUCACCCAGGGGGGUGCAAUAUACGAGAAGAAGCAAACGUUUGGAAAUGAAAAGCCAGAUGGGGGAGAGUAUUUAAAGUUGAUGUGCUAAUAUAAUGAUUGUUUCCAAUGAGAAAAAAAAAAAAAAAAAAAAAAGAAAGUUGAUGUGCUAACCAAGAAUAAAAGGAAAAGUUAAGU
Messenger RNA from Chara braunii, 4235 nucleotides. Lineage: Eukaryota; Viridiplantae; Streptophyta; Charophyceae; Charales; Characeae. The record is from the annotation of a GenBank genome assembly.